AAUCCGUGCCUGGUCACUGGCAUGUAUUUAUGACAGUGUCCCAGGAUCACAGGAUCCCCUUUGGUGAUCUGACAAGCAAAGUCAGUGGGGAAGCCAGAUUCACUUAAUGACCGUGUUAUUAACUUUAACAGUUAUUCACUUAGCAACUCUGGCAAGUAAAGUCAUUAAAUGGGGAAAAACUCAUUUAACUGUCUCAAUUAGCAACAGAAAUUUUGGGCGCAAUUAUGGUCGUAAGUUGAGGACUCCCUGUGUACUUUUUACUCAGUUACCUGCUCCAACUGCUGCUGCCGCCUCCCACCCCCCAAUGGGCUUCCGCCCCCUGAAUGGCACUUGGGGGGGGCAACACGUGAAGAUUAGUUUUGCAGGCCUUCCAACUGACAAAACAGCCUCGUUUCCACAGCGCAGAGGAACAGGCUUAACAGAUUGGUUAAAUUAACUCAUUUCACAGCAUGCCAAGGUUGGUUAGCGUUAACAUGGAUUUAAAUGUUUUGGUUUAGUGUAUUAUGUGAACCCAGAAAAACAGGUCAGCAUAGCACUCAGGUUAGCUAUGAAACUAACCUUUCAGGUUGACUGACAAUGUGAUUUAAACUAAUGGCUGCAGAGGAAUUUGCUUUAGGAGAGCUGAGACCCCCAAAUACUUCAGUAAAGCCGCUGUUUCUAUUGUUGGUUUCCCACUUCUUGUGGGAAGGUGAAAGUGACAGGCUUCCUCUCCUGGGCCACACACAUGGCUCAGUAGCCCUGGCAGCGGAAAGGGCCCAAAUUGGGCACUGCUGUCACAUCCACUGGACUCCAUCUCACCCUGGACAAGGACGAAUGCCAAACCCCCCACACCCCCGGCCACGAGAGCGGCUGCUGACAUUGCCAUCUAAGGGCUGCCCACCAGGUGCUCAGGCAAAGGCUUGGCCCGAUUGGCCACAGGGCCGCUUGCUCCGUCAGCCAAUCGGAUGCCUGAGGUUUCCGUUGGUGCUGCCCACCUUCCGGCUGGUCCUCAGGAUGGUGCUGGAGCUCUACCUGGACCUGCUUUCCCAGCCUUGCAGGGCAGUCUAUAUCUUCGCCAAAAAGAACAACAUCCCUUUCAUGAUGAAGCCCGUUGACAUGCUGAAAGGGCAACACUUCACUGAAGAAUUUAACAAGGUGAACAUCCUAAGAAAAGUGCCUGUCCUGAAGGAUGGAGAUUUCAUCCUAGAAGAGAGCACAGCCAUCCUUCUCUACCUAAUCCGCAAAUACAACACUCCCAGCUACUGGUACCCACCCGAUAUGAAGAAGAGAGCCCGUGUGGAUGAGUACUUGGCUUGGCAGAUCAGCACCAUUCGGGUCGGCACAUCCAAGAUCCUUUGGCUCAAGGUGGUGAUCCCGCUCUUUGUGGGCCAUCAAGUGUCCCCAGAGAAGCUCCAUGAAGCAAUGGAGGAACUGAACCUUGCCAUCCAGAAGCUGGAGGACAAGUUCCUGCAGGACAAGCCCUUCCUCAUUGGCCCAGAAAUCUCCCUGGCUGACCUGGUGGCCAUUGUGGAGCUGAUGCAACCCUUGGGAGCCGGCUGCGACAUCCUCGAGGGCCGCCCCAAACUCCAGGAGUGGCGCAAAAGGGUGGAGCUGACCCUGGGGAAGGACCUUUUCACGGACGCCCACAGCCGGAUCCUGAACCCCCAGGAACUGAAGAGCAUCAUCAUCGACCCCCCCCUGAAAGCACAGAUGAAGCCCCUGCUCUUGAAGAUGCUAAAAUAAACAUGGAAAUAGAUCAGUGGGGCUUCCCCUCCCUCCGAUUUCUCCUUGCAUCCUGCCCCCCCUUCCAAUGACCCUUCCUCCAAGCCCCUUUCCUUUUGGCCAGCUCACCUCAACCAGGGGUGGCCCUGGAAUAAUUCCUCUUGGCAUAAGUAUACUGACAUCUUCAUCAGGGGCUUCUGACCAGCUGCCCCCCCCCAUGCAAGCCCAGAUUCUGAAUGAGGUCUGCAACAUAGGUUGAGAAGGAAUCAAGCACUUUUGCCAACAAUUGAUGUUGGAACUGCAGAUUAUUCUUUCUCAAUUGUCCAGUGUCCACAAUUCUUUAGGAAAUGUAUAUCGUAAAAGCAUAAUAAAGAAUAAAAUCCGAUGAUGAAUAAGAUAUUAAAUAUAUACCACAUAAAAUCACAGUGGAACAAGUAGCUCCCAAGUUCUAACUCCAAAAGAUUUUUGCAUCAACUGGCCCAGGAAGACUCUCCAGAAGAGCCUCCGUCAGCUGACAAGAAGCCCCCGGUAUCUCUCGAGAUGGGGGCAUCUGGAGGCGUGCAGAGGCCCUGAGCCCAAGGCAGCUUUCAAGGAUGAACGGCCCAGCACCAAUCUGUGUGAUGUGGCCAAUCUGUGUGAUCAGAUUGGCCACAUCUCUGCUGAGCUGUUUAGAUAAAAAAAUAUUUCCUAUCAAGCAGCAGCGACAGACAGACAGACAGACAGACAGACAGACACACACACACACACACACACACACACACACACACACACACACACACACACACACACACACACACGCUGAUGAACUAUCCAAGGGCCUCUCUCCUCUUCUUUGGGGUAAACCCAAGUUGUCCCAAGAGGGAAGAGCAGAAGAGCCUCAAAGGCUGAGGGGAAGGGGCCACGCGGGAGACCCCGUGCCCCUGCUCGGUGGGUCCCGGCCACACCUGCAACGGGGCAUCUGACCCGCCCUUUGCACGCCUGGCCCCUGGCCCACCGCCCGCCUCUGCGGCCUCCGGGACUUCGGUCUCUCCUGGGCCGCGGAGGGGCCAAGGGCAGCGUGGGGGCCGUUCCCCCCCCCCGGGAAUCCCCUUCUUUUCAGAGCCCGGCCGGCUGUCACCGGAUGAACCGGGUCCCGGCCCCCUGAGAUCCCGGUGCCCCAGCCUUCUCGGGGCUCUGGAAGCCGAGAGUCCGGAUAGGCCGAGGCCUCUUCCCGGCCUCCUUUUCCAGGGGAAGCCAGCCGGGCCCAGCAGCCCUCCCGGGCCCGGCCCAGUAGCCCCUGUCGGGAGAUCCGGGUGAGUCUCCCAGGGACG
Messenger RNA from Crotalus tigris (Tiger rattlesnake), 3011 nucleotides. RefSeq names its product glutathione S-transferase theta-1-like. The transcript has 5 exons. The record is from RefSeq and is a predicted model, not a curated record. Gene Ontology annotation, biological process: glutathione metabolic process. Gene Ontology annotation, cellular component: cytoplasm. Bases 592 to 1722 code for a protein of 376 amino acids. Gene Ontology annotation, molecular function: glutathione transferase activity. NCBI's taxonomy places the organism in Eukaryota, Metazoa, Chordata, Lepidosauria, Squamata, Viperidae.